This is a messenger RNA of Cyclocybe aegerita, 3087 nucleotides long. NCBI's taxonomy places the organism in Eukaryota, Fungi, Basidiomycota, Agaricomycetes, Agaricales, Hemipholiotaceae. The record is from the annotation of a GenBank genome assembly.
AUGAUGAUCAUAGCGAGGAGGGGACUGGGCCCUGUCCUUGUCUUUCCCACUUUCGCCAUCCUUUUUUCCGUUGAGCUCUGCGGGGGGAGGAGUCCGCCCGCGGUCGCGAUCCCUGUCUCUGUCGUCUCGUCGGCGGUCGGGAGAUGGGCUUCGACGUUUUUCAGGCGACCUGCUUCUUCUUCUCCUGUCGUCCCUGUCCCUGUCCCUAUCGCGGUCGCGGUCAUCGUGGCGGCGUGGGCUGCGAGAGCGUUCGCGGUCACGAUGACGAUCGCGACGAGGCGGAGAGCGUCGUUCGUAGCGCCAAACCGACGAAGGAGGGUUCUUGGCCCACUGUUGGCAAAUAAGAGGCUGUCUAAACACGUGAAAAGGAGACGGUUACUUGGAUGCUCAGGCGGGAACCUUCGAAGUAUCGACCGUGCCUACCACGGUUUAAAGUUAAAGUUAGAAAUAGCAUUCAAAGAACGAAGUUCCAACGUACAUGUCGUAGUAAGCAUCUUCCGCAUCACGGGUGCUUCUGAACUCGACAAAUGCAUAGCUACGAGGGUGGUUCGAGGCGUUGAGCGAUCGUGGUUCGACAAAAAGUGGUAUCGAGCGGCGACGCAAGUCGAGGCAAAAAAUCGAAACAUCGUAUAUCGACAACUCGCAGAUUCAACGGGCGGCGCAGCAGGCAGGCGUGAGCCAAUCACGAAGGACGAAGACGUUCGACACGCUGGACUCGAUGCGACCUCGGCGACUUUCUUUUCCGACUUCGACCUCGAAAAGAUGGAGACUCAGGACCCUCUAUGGCGCGUCGUGGAUGCACUGAGGUCUCUUGCAGGCCGCCGCGAAGAGUUGCCAAAGGGCCCAGUGCCUGAAGAAGAGUUGGCGGAAUGGGAGCCCGUUAUCUCUCAUCUGGAUAUCGGGGUGGCCGUUUCUCAUCUAGAGCAACUUGGAUACCCAGUUAGACCUCAACUCAACCCAGAAACCAACCGUUCGUUGACCGGAAGACAAAUUCCAACCUGGGUUAUCCUUUACCUCGUUGGCUACAAGGUUCGGACGUCAGCACAUGCUCAAGGACCGUUGUUGGAUUUCGUCUACAGUCAGCUCGAUUCUACGCCGGUCGAAAUACACGGACCCCUCCUCAUUCUUACCACCUUCAGCCUCGCUCGUUUCAACCUUCUUAUCCCCACCCGACGCGUCCUCGACACCUUCCUCAACACCCCUCUGCUUCAAGAUCCUGGCCUGCAAUUCAACCUUCUUCUUCAAGCUCUUUCAUACAUUCAGCACCGAUCGGCGGAAAAUGCGAACAACGUCGUUGCCAUUCUCAAGGCUAUGGAGGCGCGUCAACUUAAGCUGCGAUCUCAAACGUAUGAAGCCCUUCUCAACGACCGCUUCGUCACGUUGCAACUCACUAAGUUCCUCCACCAACGAAUGAUACAAGAAGGUUUCGUGCCAAGUGCAAGCCAUCUCGAGGCGUACCUCCGCAUAUUCGCGAAGAAUGGUAUCAUUCAUAAUGCGCAACAAUAUUUCGAAAUCAUCCACGCAACAACUAAGGGACCACCAUCAGAUGAGCAUGCAGCGGAAGACCCUCGUUUGCGAGCGAACACUCUUCUCCUCAAUGCCCUUGACAAGCGUGCAUCCGCCUUCGAGUUCCUACGCUCGAUGAAAGACGCCAACUCCGAACAGGCCACCUCUUCCCAUCAUCCCGCUGCCCGUCGAGAAGUUCGCUUUGUUCACAAGACCAAGGCCGAUAUAUACGAGGAGACUGCUGCUCUCAACGUCGCAGCAAAGGACCUAUCAACAUCGACCGCCCUCCUGUUGAAGCUGUUCCAGGGCAUAAAGUCGACGCGUUCUGCAGCCACGUACACAGUCCUCGUUCAAGGCCUUCUGCUGCGCAGAGAAUUCACACGAGCCCAGACGUAUUGGAACAGGCUGGCAAUGUCUGGUGUGGGCCUCGAUAACCAUUCUUUGACAGCAGGGCUGCAGGCGUACAUUCGAAGCGGAAAGCCCGACAUCGCCUUCCAGAUCCUCGAGACGUAUGCUUUGAAACCAGGACAAGAUUUCUCGCGCCCAAAGACCAAGCUGCCUUCGGUUCGGUUAAACACAGUGUCGAUGAAUGAGUUCCUCGUGGCUCUCAAACGCAUCAGCCGUCCAGAUGCUGUCUUUCGUCUUUGGGAUUACAUGGGCACCCUUUAUGAAGUAUAUCCGAAUGUGCAAACGCUGUCCAUCCUCCUGCAGUCCGCCCGACUCGCUUUUCGGAUGGAUGACACCCUUUCUGGCGCGCUUGCCCAUCUGAAGCUCUUCAAUCCCUUCAAGCGCCGUCAAGCUCCUAGUCUCAAGGUUUCGCGUGAUGAAGCUGUCGCGGCUAUUGUCUCCGUCUUGGGCCACCCCAAGCAAGACAAGGUCGAUGGAUAUAAGUCAGGUAUCUGGCAAGAGCAACUGCCACUCGAGUUCGCUCGCAAGGUCUUCCUUCAAGCUCUUUUCGGGAUGGACACCAAAGGCCGGCUCGCAGGGGUUCGUUCUCCUGCAAAUGCUAUCCGCGACUCGUAUGAAGACGAUGCGAGUCCAGGCAUCGGGUUACCUCGCCUUGGCCCUAAGGAAUAUGUCUUCGAGCCGCCGUCCGAUUUACUCUCCCCUGCUGGCAAGAGUCACUACCCCCACAUCGUCGUCAGCAACGCGAACUGCUUCAACUACAUCACGCUUCUCGGCGUAGGUAGUCGCGCAGCGGAGAUCCCACUCGUGCUAGCGUGGAUGCGAGCCCUGGGGCUGCAGCCUUCCAACUCAACGCUCGCCGUGGCUCUCGUGUUCUGGGCCGAGGUCAGCGUGCAGGCGCCGCUCGUAGAGAAAUGGUCUGGCGGCCCGGAGAAGAACGAGUAUGCGAAGCUGGUGGAUUGGCUCCGGGAUUGGGUUGGGGAGAGGAGGCUGCCGCAUUGGCGUACGCUCCAGAAGUGGCAGGGUAUUGUGCAUAAGAUGCGGACAACCACCGGAGAGGUCAAGGUGGACGGUGGAGCAAGUACUCAGGGAGGUAAGGGGCAUUGGUAUAGGCCCAAGAGGCCCAUACGUCGCUACGCUACUGGAGCUCGUCGCACUAAUCGCGAAUCGGAGUAG